AUGGCUCCGCCAGACUGGGUCCAAGAGAAGCAGCUCACGCCCGAUGAGCAAAUACAGCGUCCCAGAAAACGAAGUGCGGUGAUCCUCGAAGAGCAGGGCCAGGAAGCAAAGACGGUGGCACCCUCCAAAAGAGUCACUCCCCGGAUGCCGUUUCACGGGGAAAAUGGUUCUAUUACGGCUACAUACGCAGAGGCCAGCCAAGCCCAAGGACCGAGCACACCUGACCUUUGUGAUUUCUGCGCUCGCUCGCUACACGUCGACGACGGUCGCGACGGAGGCUUCCUUGGGGACUCUUGGGACGGCUUCCAAAAUACGUUGUGUUUCACGAUCAAAAAUCCGGACAAAUUUCUCCCAAUUGAGUACGCAAAGAAUGGAGAACAAAUGAGACGGUUCUUGUGGCGCGGGAACCCCGAAAACAGAGAAAGACGGCGCGCCACGCCGCCUUCCCUACCGGAGCUCUCCGAAAGUUGCCAGUUUUGCGGCUUCCUCAAGGCACUUUUCACCCAGUACUAUGAGAAAUUAGAGUGGUGGUGCGAGCCAGAAGCGGAGAUCUGGUACUCGGUUCAGCACAGUUGGUCGGGGAUGAGGAGGUACAGAAGCCAGGAGAAUGGAUGGCAUGAAGUGGUCAGGGGCCAUUUGGAUUCGCUGUAUAUUGUCGUCGAACACCCAAAAAUUCAUCGUGGACAACAGGAUAUCCAGCUACCAAUUGCAAUGGAUCCAGGUCCGUGUCGAGACUGGCUCGGUGUAGAGAAGUCUCCAUUGGAUACCGAAGCAGGGCUAUCCCAGGCCAAAGCUGAGAUGAUCCAAGGCUGGAUCAGAGACUGCGAGAGCGGUGUCGACGGCUGCAAGCAGUGGCAGCAAGAAAAAUUUGUGCCGAAGCGGCUCCUAGACCUCGGCGCCGAUGAGACUUUUGACCCAAUCUUGAUCGAAACCAAGGAAAACCUGGAGCAAGACUCACACUGCGACUUUCGAUACAUUUGCCUGAGCUACUGCUGGGGUCAAAAGCUGCCGAUAAAGACUACCUCAUGCACGAUCGACAAUCACAAGAGAGGAAUGCCGCUGGACACUUUGCCGCUGCUUUUCCGCGAUACGAUAGCCGUAACCAGGACACUAGGCAUCCGAUAUCUCUGGAUCGAUUCGCUUUGCAUCAUCCAAGAUAGUAAAGAAGAUUGGGCCACAGAAUCUGGGAAGAUGGCCGACAUAUUCGCGCACUCCUGGCUAACCAUUGGCGCUGCCACCGCCACUUCAUGCAAUGGUAGUCUGUUCGGCCAGAGGAAACAACUUGAUGGACUACCCUUCCAGUCCUCUUUGGACCCCAACGUAUCCGGUCACUAUUCCAUCUACCUCUUCGAGCAGGACAUAUACACGAAUGCGCUCGAUCCAAACUUACGGUCCUCGAAAUGGAACACUCGAGGUUGGGUCUGGCAGGAGCAGAUUCUGAGCCCGAGACUACUGGUUUUUGGAGAUUGCAUGAUCUCUAUGGAUUGCCAUGAUCGCAUCGUCUCCGAAGAUGGAGUUUACAAGACCAAAUGGCACAAGAUAUGUCCACAACGGAGAGAGACGUAUAAGAUACUUGCUGCUGUGUCGGGCUUUGCCAAGUCGAUGAUUCGAGCCUUGAAGGGCGUGGAGGGGCCGAUGGAGUACGCUGCGGGGAUAUGGCUUUCCUCUUUGCUAUCGUCACAACUUCUCUGGAUAGUCCACUUGGGGCCUCGUGUUUCCUUCAGGGAACUGACACGCCCAUUCCUGGACAAAACAUCGCAGCUCUACGCUGCACCAUCCUGGAGUUGGGCUUCGUGCGAUCGGCAUAUUCGGAUCAGCGUCCCCCAAGACCCUGUUCGAGACCUAUUCUCGGUCAAGUGCCAUCAGGUUGAGGCUCCAGACAAUGUCAAAGAUGCCAUGAUUGCCGUCAAGCAUGGAUCAAGCAUCACACUUCGGGGUUUCCUUCGUGGCUGCCCGAGUAAGCCGACUGAUGGCGUAUUCCAUCCUGUUUCCGAAAAGCCUCCCUGCAACUUCCAAGCUUAUUGGGAGACGCCGUAUAGAACAGAUCAGCCCCUGGACCAUUCCGAUAAUUCCAUCAGAUUCUUCCUGAACUGGAUCCCUAAUGAACACGAUAAGGAAGAGUCCAACGCUGAGAGCAAGUUCAAGCUCUUUCUGCUUGGCGGUUGUCGGGUCUUCGAAGGUCUUCUUCUUUGGCCGAUUGGCGGAAUAAGUGAUUCUUAUAUCAGAGUGGGAAGUUUUCAGAUAGGUGAUGCUGUUGAGCGGCGGGGCAGAGUGUGGGAGGAUGAUGAGAUAGACGGCUGGAUCAAAGAAGAAGUAACAAUCGUGUAG
Lasiodiplodia theobromae is the source of this 2328-nucleotide messenger RNA. RefSeq names its product Heterokaryon incompatibility protein. The transcript has 3 exons. NCBI's taxonomy places the organism in Eukaryota, Fungi, Ascomycota, Dothideomycetes, Botryosphaeriales, Botryosphaeriaceae. The record is from RefSeq and is a predicted model, not a curated record. The coding region runs from base 1 to 2328 and encodes 775 amino acids.